AGACUAUGAGGGAUUACGUGCACAAGAAAUCCAGUUAGACCUGUGGUUUUAUCCAUUAUUUCAUCAUAAAAAUAAUCUCUUGUUUUGCUCCCCUCUCCGUCUUGUCUCCUGCAGAGGGUCCAGCAUUUGAGCUCAUGAUGCGCAGAAGGGUCAGGCCUGAGUGUGUUAAUCAGGAAGCAUGGAGUUAUUAUUUUAGCUCAUAGCAUUGGAUGCAACAUUUCCAUUUCCAUACAACCCCUUUGUAAACACAGCUGGAGGACUUCUGUAACCUCAGGAAGUUUUGAGACUCUUGUAGACAAAUGGACGCUGUAGUUUUGUCCUUUUUGUGCCCUAUUCAAUAGUCAGGUAAUGAAUUUAAGAAUGUCCUCUAUCCCCUCUUUAGAUGUACAACUUAAAUGGAUAAAUUCCAGUUCGUUUAAAUGACCAUAUGCUGCUUCAGUGUGGCCACACUGCUCUAAAACGUGUAACAAGAGGGCCUAUAGGUGAUGUUUGGCCACAUCUUUCACCAUAGGGAUCAUAGCAGGGUAUCAUGCUAAUGCUGAUUGGCCUGCAUACUGUUAUGUCCUUGCAUCCCACUUUUCUCUCCCAGUGUAAACCGUCGUCCACCUAAAUCCCCCUUUUUUGUUAUUUUCUCCUCCCAUCUGUCCUUCCUUUCCCACGUGUAUCAACUUCAGAGCAUCUCAUCCCACUCUCUCCCCCUUCUCUCCCUCUCUUUAUCUCUGUCACGCUGCAUUACAGUAUUGCUUCGUCAUCUGUGUUUAGUCAUCUUCAUCCCUCACUAUUACAUCACAUUUAUCUUUGUUUUCUUUUUAAACCUGGCAGCACAUCACAACUUAAAACCUCCCCAAAGCAUCUGUUCUGCCCUCUCGGCUCCAUCUGUGACGGCUCUCCUACCUUCUGUCCCGUUUGUCCUGUCCCCACGUGCUGUUCACCCCUCUCUUUGUUUCACCUUUUCCUCUCUCCCUCUCUCUCUGGCCUCCCCCAUCCCCUGCGUGGCCAUGCUGGAGGGUAUGUCCCGUCGCUCUCGCUCCCUGCUCUCCCUGACCUUGACCACUCUGGCUCUGGCUCUCUCCAUCCUGGCUCUCUGCACCUCAUAUUGGUGUGAGGGCACCCACAAGGUGGUGAAGCCCCUCUGCCUGUCGCCUGUCAAAAUGAAGAACUGUGGUCAGAACAACAGUGAGCCUUACACCACAGAGAGUCCCACUCAGAACCCCUUCAAUCGUACCCUGUCUCCUGCCAGGAGGGAUGAGCUGGCCAAGAUCAGACAGAGGCAGCUGGCCAAUGCGGUCCACUACAUCUGGGAGACAGGAGAAGACAAGUUUGCUUUCAGAUACUUCCACACUGGUUUCUGGGAAAGCUGUGAGAAACACAAUGACGGGGAGAAAUGUCGAAGUUUUAUAGAUCUAACACCAGGAGAGACACAAGGUGUGCUCUGGCUCUCAGUUGUUUCAGAGUUUACAUACAUCGGCCUGCUUGGGAUGGGCUUUUUGCUGAUGUGGCUCGAAUUCUUGUGUUCCCAUAAAGAGAUGCACUCGCUCAAAAUCAAUGCAUAUGCAGCGAUCUGUACUGUGUUAUCAGGUCUUCUUGGGAUGGUGGCCCACAUGAUGUUCACCACAGUAUUUCAGAUGACUGUCAUUGUGGGACCCAAAGACUGGAGACCUCAGUCCUGGGACUACGGCUGGUCAUUUGCUCUGGCCUGGGUGUCUUUCAGCUGCUGUAUGGGUGCUGCUGUGGUCACACUCAACUCCUAUACAAAGACUAUCAUCGAGCUUCGACGAAGACAGAGGCUGCGUUUGGAGGAAGCAAGAGCCGCCACUCAUGCUCCGGCUUAUGAUGAGGUCGUUACAGGAGGAGGGCUCUACUCAGUAAGCGGCCUAUUGCAGUGCCCAGAGGGCAUGAUCGAUGUAGCUUGGGCCCCGAAUGGCAGUGUGGUCGGAGUGGGAAAUGGGGACGUACCAACGCUGGUUUUGGUGGGAGGUUGUGGGCCAGACGGGUGUGAAGACUGUGAAAGGGAGAUGGAUGAGAUGGAGGAUGCCAUGGACCGGGUUGAUUCACCCUGCUAGAGGAUCAUUUAUAUCCAUAAACCAGAAAAAGUGAAAGAACCUUGCUGGAUGAUGUUCAGUGUGAGGAAAAAGAUCUUUUUCUUCUUUUCUUUGACUCUCAAUGACUGGACUGUCACAGAAUUUGGGAGAAACUUACUGAACUGGAAGGCCAAAAUCUAAAGACUACAAUAUAUGUAGAGGUCACACUGACAUGCAAGUCUGCGUGUCGUCUGGGUAUUUCUCAGUGCCUCAUGGUUUUAAGUAAUAAUCUCUUCGUGUUAAUUAUUAUAAACCUUAAUAUAAUUGUAUUAUUUAUGUUUAAACAUGCAAUGUUAUCUCUUUCUAUUGUUUUCUUGCAUUGAUGAGAUGGAUGUUUCUGCCUGAACAGUCGACCCCUUUAGAGCAAAAAUGAAUUAUGUUCUCAUUAAUUUUAGCGGAACAAUCAAUCAAACUUCUGACAGUGACAGCAUUUCAAUUCAAUUCAUGUAUGGCCUGAUCUUCAUCAAACAGCCUCUCCCUGCAGAUGCAAAGACAAACCCGUAAGAUAGACACAUCGGGAAAGAAAGAUUACAGAGAUUUUGAAAAGUCUGCUCUCUGAUGUUGAACAGAAGAUUAUGUGUAAACCAGUAAUCCCGAGUUGGAUGGGAUGGAGUAGGAAUAAGGGUGAGGAGAGACUGUAGGCAUGUUAAGGGAUGGGGUUGGAGUGGGGGGAGUGCAUCCACAGACUGUACAUUCAAAGAAGCUGCACUGUGAAACAUUACAGUUUAAGGAACAUAAUUAUUCCAAAAUGGAUAUCACAGCCUGGUAUUUACUCUGUUGAAUGUGAACUUACACAUUCAAUAAUAUAUAAAGCCAAAGAGAUAUCGACAUUCACCGUACUGUACAUAGGUUAUACAUUUGGGAUAAUCCUGGAUUUACUGUCAGGGAUAAAUAAAACUGAAACAUUAAGAACUUUAAGACCAACAGCAGCAAUUUUUGUCAACUGACGUUGUGAUAUUAUUUAAAACGUUUCAUGGUCAUAGGCACGUCCAUUGUUAUGUGGGGAAAGAUAAAUAAAUGGAUUUUCAAAGCGCAGAUGUAUGAGAA
Labrus bergylta (ballan wrasse) is the source of this 3128-nucleotide messenger RNA. Its product is annotated as germ cell-specific gene 1-like protein. Lineage: Eukaryota; Metazoa; Chordata; Actinopteri; Labriformes; Labridae. The record is from RefSeq and is a predicted model, not a curated record. Gene Ontology annotation, cellular component: plasma membrane.